Owenia fusiformis is the source of this 1438-nucleotide messenger RNA. The record is from the annotation of a GenBank genome assembly. NCBI's taxonomy places the organism in Eukaryota, Metazoa, Annelida, Polychaeta, Sabellida, Oweniidae.
AUGGAAUCGUCUACAACUAGAAAUGUUACAUUUGGUAAAUUUCAUAAUUCAACAAUAACGACAACUUCAAUAAGAUCCCAUUCCAUCGAGGACUAUGUAGAAUACCAAAUAGGAAUGGCCCUUUGGAAGUAUAUGUCACCUGUCAUAAUCGUACUUGGAGUCAUUGGUAAUAUUCUAUCAUUUCUAGUCACGACAUUUACAAGCAUGAAGCAGGCCAACAUGUCCAUAUAUCUCUCCGCGUUGGCGGUAUCUGACACAGGAGCACUCAUUAUUGGUCUUGGUCAUCCAUGGCUUUCGGUUUUAUUUAAUUUUGAUAUAAGGAAGACACAUGAAUGGGCCUGCAAGAUCCACGUGUUCUUCACCUAUUUAUUUAUUGACCUAUCCGCCUGGAUGUUGGUGAGCGUCACAAUUGACAGAGUCAUCUUCGUGUACCUCCCAUUGAGAGCAAGAUCAAUAUGCACAAGAAGGAACGCCAUAAUUGUUAUCAACCUAGUCGUACUGAUCAUCAUUGGCAUCAACUGCAAUUUGUUAUUUACAAUUGGAUAUCGGGGCAAUAGCAGGUGCUUUAUCGUGGAGGGUUUUGAAGGAUUUCACAUUUCAUACUGGCCUUGGAUUGAUGCAUCAGUCUCCUCACUUGCGCCAUUUUCUAUUUUGAUUGUUUGCAACAUGUUAAUCAUAAUCCAGUUGUUGAGAGUGAGGAACAACAGGAGAAAAAAACUAAACGUCUCCAAUUCGAACAAAGACGAUAAAACACGAUCUAUGACAAUUAUGCUUGUGAUGAUAUCUGUAUUAUUUCUUUGUUUCACGGCUCCAGUCAGUUUCGACAUCAUCAUUAAACUAAGCAAACGGGCCAACACGGUUGAGCGAGCUCCGACUACAUUAGCUGAACAAGCACGAUCGGUUCUAUCUCAGGCUAUUGUACACAUGCUAAUGUAUCUUAACAGUGCUUUGAACUUCGUCAUGUAUUGCCUGAGUGGGAAGAAAUUUCGCGAUUCUUUGAAAAAGUUAUUAUGUCGAAAGAAAACAAUCUAUGGAGGAUGUAUGAGGUUGAGUUUGAGUCGGGACGCAACAAUCUCACAGACAAAUGUUAGCAUCAUACCGCACUCAAACCAAGCAAACUCGGAAAACUGGAAGGCAGAACUUAACUCAAGUAAUUACUCACUUGCUGAUGUAUCAGCGGUUGAUGAAGUGACAAAGUGACAAAGACAACUAGUUUAAGUAAUUUUAAUUUUAAAGUUGCAUCCUCUGAACUUGCGAAUGAGACUGACAAUCCUGAUUUAGUAGCGAAGUUGAUCCAGUUACAAAUAGAAUUCAGCACUUUGUGUAUUUCCAUAGCCAGGGGUGCCCAAAUUCGUUCGAAGGCCAUUUGGGCUGAGCAGGGUGAGAGGAACACCAGUUAUUUCCUGAACCUGGAAAAAGCUAAAGCACAGCAGAAAAC